CCGCACAAGCCCGAACUUGUCCGGGGCGGGGCGGGGGGCGGUGACGUCACGCGCGGGCGGUGACGUCACGCGUGGGCGUGGCCAGCCCGAGCCGGUGCCGCCGGUGCCGAACGCGCCCGUCCCGAGCGGUUCAUGCGGCUGCCAGCCCCCCCGGGUGAGCGAUGGCCAGACCGCUGCGGGAAGGGACCCUCGGGGAGCCCCCAGCCCCCCUCCCCUCACACCCCGCCUGCGGGGGGGGCGGGGGGGGCGCGGCCACGCACGGGACCCCCCCCCAAAGAGGGACGGACCCCCCCAGAACGAGGCUGAGCUGCGGCAGAGCCGGGGAGACCCCCGGGACCCCCCCCAAUUUGGGGGUUUAUGGGUGGGGGCAGCAAGGUGACUUUGGCCCCUCAGAGGACGCAGGAGAGGAGGGGACCCCCCAAUUUGGGGAGGGGGCUGCCCCCAACGGGCACCUGCCCCCCCCUGGCCCCGAGCAGAUUUUGGGGGCGCGUUUGAGGGUCCUGGGGGACGCCUUCCAAAACAGCCACGAGAGACAGCGCCGAGCCCGGGGCCUGUUCUGGGGGCCGCUCUUCCGCUGGUUGGGGGCGGGGCCUGCGGCGCCCCUCACGGCCAGAGGGGGGAACUGAUCCCAAAAAAACACCUGGAAAACACCUGGAAAACACCUGGAAAACACCUGGAAGAUCCCAGAAACUUCUGGAAACAUCCGGAAACACCCCCUGGGAUGAGCAAAAGGAUUGGGGGGAAAGUGGGGGGUCAAAAUGAGGAUGAAGCACAAAAUCCCCCCCCCCCCCCCUUUUUUUUUUUGAGUUGGUUUAGUCCAGUCUGGGAUUUAUUUAUUUAUUUAUUUAUUUGGGGAGGGGGCUUUAAAUGGGGGAGGGGCUUAAAUUAAUUAGGGGGAGGGGCUUAAAAUUAAUUAGUGGGAGGGGCUUAAAAUUAAUUAGAGGGAGGGGCUUAAAAUUAGAGGAGGGGGGUCCCCAAAAUUGGGUUGAAUCAGCCCAAAAUUGGGGCAGAAAAGGGGGAAAAAAAACCUCCAAAAAAAUGUCUGUAAAUGCUGUAAAUUAAGGGGGGGGGGUUUGAGGUGAGACCCCUCCCCAAAUUAAUGCUGGGGAGGGGUCAGGACCACCCCCCAAAUUCUUUUUAGAGGGGGGAGAACCCCCAAAUUUCCCCAAAUUUCGCCCCCUCCCCUGGUUUUGGGGAUGUGUAAAUUCUGUAUAAUGGGAUGUAAAUGGGGUGAAUUUGAGGAGGGGGCUGUUUUUAAUUUGGGGAGGGGGCUGUAAAAAAAAAUCGGGGAAAUUUUUGGGGACCCCCCCACCCAAAAAUUUUGGGGGGAAACCCCUCUCCCCAAAAUCUGUACAUGCUGUAUAUGGGCUGUACAUUGUAUAUAGGUUUGUACAUUGAAUUUUUUGGGGGUGGUGGGGAGGGGUCUGUACAGAUUUUAAUUUGGGGAGGGGUCUGUACAUUUUGGGGAGGGGUCUGUACAUUUUUUUGGGGGGUCUGUACAUGAAUUUUUGGGGGGGAGGGGAGGGGGGGGUACAGGAAAUUUUGGGGGGUGGUCCCAACACGGUCGGUGCCGUUUUUUUGUACUUUUGUUUAAAUAAAAUCCGAUUUAUGAAAAAAGGAUUUUUUUUUUUUGGGGAGGGGGUCUCCAGAUUUUGGGGAGGGGUCUCCAGAUUUUGGGGGUUCAACCCAUUUUUUUUCCCUUUUUUUUUUUGAGGGUGGGGGUCUCAGCUUGGCAAAUCCCCUUCCCCAAUUUCAACCCCAAACUCGGUCGUGUUUUUAUAGGAAAUGAUUUUAUUCAGCCCAAAGACCCCUCCCCAAAUUAGGGGGUCCCUCAAAAAGGGGCUCAGGACCCCCCAAAACCCCUCCCCAAAGAGUUCAGGACCCCCCAAAUCUUCACCCUGAGGGGUCCAGGACCCCCCAAACCCCCUCCCCAAAUUUUGGGGUCCCUCAGAAAGGGGCUCAGGACCCCCCAGACCCCCUCCCCAAAUUCUGGGGUCUCUCA
Poecile atricapillus (Black-capped chickadee) is the source of this 2002-nucleotide messenger RNA. RefSeq names its product collagen alpha-1(I) chain-like. The transcript has 4 exons. The record is from RefSeq and is a predicted model, not a curated record. NCBI's taxonomy places the organism in Eukaryota, Metazoa, Chordata, Aves, Passeriformes, Paridae. The coding region runs from base 162 to 626 and encodes 154 amino acids.